Molecule: messenger RNA, 648 nt
Organism: Sorghum bicolor (sorghum)
Lineage: Eukaryota; Viridiplantae; Streptophyta; Magnoliopsida; Poales; Poaceae
Exons: 3
Coding region: 1-648 (215 amino acids)
Source: RefSeq, a predicted model, not a curated record
AUGACCGAGGGGACACUCAGUAUGGUGGCCGCAGAGAGGCCUCACGGGAAGGCGCCGGCCCGGCCUGAGGCUCCAGCCAGGGAGGGAGGAGGGAGAAUGGCGCUCCAAGCCGCUUCCUUGGAGAAAUUGACGUUCCUCCGAGGGGAGCGGGAGACCUGGGCGGCCUGCGAUGACGAGAAGGCUGCGCGAGAGGCGACCGAGGGGGAACUCGCGAAGGAGUGCGAGAUCUCUGCCGAGCUUCGGCAGAAAUGCACGGCCCUCACGACUGAAGCUCGGGAGGCCCGGGAAAAAGUCGCUCCUCUGGAAAAGAGGAUUAGCGACCUGACCCAGGAGUCCCAAGAGCAGAGGGCGGCGGCCGAGAGGUACAUGGGCGAGGUUACUCGGCUUGGGGCUUUGCUCACCGAAAAAGGCCUUGCCCUGAACCAAACUCAGGCUGACCUUGCUACUGCUCAGAGUCAGGUGGUCCGCUGGCAUCGUAGCUCGACGGAGAACGAGAAGCGAGCCGAGGAGUCGGAAAGGAAGAUGGCUGAGGCGACCUCUACUACUGAGGCGUCGCAAAGGUCCCUUGACGCCGAGGUCACAAACCGCUCGACUAUGGAAGCCGUGGUUACCUCGAUGUGUGAUGUCACAGAACCGACCAAAUUAUAA